AAGGAAAAUUGCUGUUCCAGGCAGGUUGGAUCGGCAUCGGGUUAAUUUUCGUACACGGUCGGGAGGCCGGGUUGAGAGUGUGAGAGGCUUUUGUUCCUUGGCGAGGGGCGCUCGCCGCCGAUGAAGGAGGCUUUGGCAGUGCGGUUCCAGUCCGGUUCCAGUUUCUAGUUUGGUUACUUCACGACUCACGUACUUUGUUUCGACACCAGUCUAUCGCUCUCGAAGUGACGGACACACAUUCGAAUCACACGGAGCAUUUUCUUUCCGACUUCACCUUUCGACCCGUCGCUCGCGUUUUACUCGAGGGCUCGCACCGAUUCACUUUCUGCCGGAUUAUCACCAAAUUCGCUCUUUUUUAAUGUUCGACAAUAUACGAAUAUCCAGUUCGGAUUUUGGGUCAAAGCCGUCAGGAUGGGGAAACCUAAGAAAGGGAGGAAGUUAGAGCAGGACGAGGAUAAUGUUGAAUCUUCUGGAGUUCAAGACAAGGAGGUGGAGGAUGAUACAAACGCAAAACAGAAAGCGAAAAAGGAGAAAAAGAGAAGAGACGUAGAGGAACUGUCCGAGUCGGAAGAGGAGGGCCACACGAAAAAGAUACAAAUUAAACAGAAAAAAGGGAAAACGGGAGAUAACGCGGAAGAGAUAACUGAAGAACUCAAAGAUGCCUUUACCAAAGGGAAAAAGGAGAAAAAGGGAAAAGGUGGGUUAGCAGUUGAGGAAAAUAAAAGUAAAUCAAAGAAAAAAGGAAAAGCAAAGGAGUCUGAUAGUGAUAGUGAUGAUGUACCCAUUACAACCUCUAAAGGAGGUUUUGCUUCAUUGGCUGUUGAUGAUGAUGAUGAGGAGGAGGAGGAACCUCCUCAUGCAAUCGACACAGAAGAAGAAGAACAGGUUGAGGUUGUUAAAACAAACAAGAAGGACGAAAAGAAAGGAAAGAAGAAUAGAAAAAAGCGCAAAGAUGAAGAUGAGGAAGAUCUAGAUCAAAUUCUUGCUGAACUUGAAAUCGAAUAUGCUGGAGGUGCUGGUGAUAAGCCACCAACCGAGUCUGCUAAACCUGAAACAAAAGAAGAUGAAAAGAAAAAAAAGAAAAAAGAAAAAAAAGCUGAGAACGAGGAACCUUCGGCCACUGUGGAGCCGGUUGAUGAUGAAAAUGAAAAUGAUGACGGCGAAGAAGUAAAAACUGUUAAAUCAGCUGCACAAAAGAAAAAAGAAAAGAAAGAAAGAGAAAAAGCAAAGAAAGCAGCAGAAAAGGCCAAAGCUAAGGCCCAAGCUUCAAAUGAACCAACUAUUGAAAAAUCCCCAGAACUCGAAGUGGAAGCACCACCUCAAACCACAGAAGAGAAAACUGAAUAUAGGGAUGAAGACGAAGAUGAUGAAAGUAAGAAGAAGAAAAAGAAAAAAGGAAAGGAAGAGAAAGAAGACAAAAAGAAACCAAAAAAUAAAGCGAUUGCUGCUAUGCAAGCAGCUUUGAAAAAAAUAAAGGAAGAAGAAGAAAGAUUAGCUGCAGAAGAAGCAGAACGGAUUAAGAAGGAGGAAGAAGCUGAACAAGCAAGAUUAGAACAAAUUCGUUUGGAGCAAGAAAGAAAAGAGAGGAAGAAACAGAAAGAAAAAGAAAAGAAGGAAAGGCUAAAAGCAGAAGGAAAGUUGUUGAACUCAAAACAAAAAGCCGACCGUGCUAGAGCCCAGGCAAUGCUUGAAGCAAUGAACAAAAUGAGAUUAGACAGUAGUAUUUCUUCUGCUCAAGAUACAGAAAAACCUGUGAAACAAAAACCGGUUUAUACAAAACUUAAAAAGAAUUUAAUACCACAGCAGCAGCAGCAGCAACAACAACAACCACCACAAGCUCCACCUCAAUCCAAUGGUACUCAAGGACCAAAAUCGGUUGAGGUCAAAAUUAUUGAUAAAGUAGAACCAAUUGAACAGGAUGAUGUCAAGGAUUCUUGGGAUAUUGAAUCUGACAAAGAAGAUGAUGCGCCUAAAGCGGAUGAGGUUAGGGAAAAAGGUAAGACACCAGAAGCAAAGCCUCAAGAGGCUUCGAAGCCGAACCAAGUGAACAGACAGAAGAGCAAAGAGGAAAGCUCUUCGAUGACUGAGUCUGAAAGUGAAUCUAGUUCAGAAGAGAGUGAGACUGACAAUUCGGGGAGUGAUUCAGAUGAAGAGGGCAAGUCGGACAAAAGGACUGAAGCAGAAAGGAAAAGGGAAAAAGUUAUUGAUAGGAUUAAGAAAAGACAAGAGGCUGCCGAGAAAAAGAGAAGUCUUGAUGAACUCAGAGCAGCUGUCGUUUGUGUACUAGGACAUGUUGACACUGGCAAGACUAAAAUAUUGGACAAACUACGAAGGACGAAUGUACAAGACGGAGAAGCUGGUGGAAUCACACAACAGAUAGGUGCAACUAAUGUGCCUAUAGAAGCAAUUAAGGAGCAGGCCAAGAUCGUCAAAGGGUUUUCACAAAUGCCAUUGAAAAUCCCUGGCCUUCUAAUUAUUGAUACGCCCGGUCACGAAUCUUUCAGCAAUUUGAGGUCUAGAGGUUCGUCCUUGUGUGAUAUUGCCAUUCUUGUUGUCGAUAUUAUGCACGGAUUGGAACCACAGACUAUUGAAUCUAUAAAUUUACUUAAACAGAGGAAAACUCCUUUCAUUGUAGCUCUGAACAAAAUUGACAGGUUAUAUGACUGGCAAAUGAUGGCAAGGAAAGACAUUAGGGAUGUUAUAAAUGGGCAAGCUGCAAAUACACAGUUAGAAUUUGAACAAAGGACAAAUGAAGUAAUUGUUCAGUUCGCUGAACAGGGAUUAAAUGCUGCACUCUUUUACAAUAAUCCAGAUGUAAGAAGUUAUGUUUCUCUAGUACCAACUUCCGCAGCAACUGGUGAAGGUAUGGGCAAUCUUUUAGCCCUCAUAGUCGAAUCGUGUCAAACCAUGCUUGCAAAGAGACUUAUGUUUAGUGAAGAGCUGCAGGCUACUGUUUUAGAAGUUAAAGCUCUUCCUGGCCUUGGGACAACUAUAGAUGUUAUUUUAGUUAAUGGAUAUCUCAGAGAAGGGGACACAGUAGUAUUGGCUGGAACUGAAGCUCCAAUAGUAACUCAAAUUAGGUCUCUUCUUAUGCCGCAACCUCUUAAAGAACUCAGGGUUAAAAAUGCAUAUGUGGAAUAUAAGGAGAUCAAAGCGGCUCAAGGUGUAAAAAUAGCUGCCAAAGACUUUGAGAAAGUCAUUGCUGGCUUAAAUCUCAGAGUUGCCAAAAAGCCAGAUGAAGUCGAUGUUCUGAAGGAAGAAGUCGCCAAAGAACUGAAGCAUGCACUUAGUAGCAUAAAACUUCAAGAACGAGGAGUUUAUGUUCAAGCGUCUACUUUAGGUUCUCUUGAAGCUUUGCUCGAGUUUCUUAGAACAUCCAACAUACCGUACGCUAAUAUAAGGAUUGGCCCUGUUGUCAAGAAAGACGUUAUGAAAGCCUCGACGAUGCUGGAACACGAAAGUCAGUACGCCGUCAUCUUAGCUUUCGACGUUAAGAUAGACAGGGAUGCCCAAGAGCUUGCUGAUAGUCUUGGUGUGAAGAUAUUCCAAGCUGACAUAAUCUAUCACCUUUUCGACAAGUUCAUCGCUUUUAGGGACGAAAUUAAAGCGAAGAAGAGGGAAGAAUUCAAAUCUAUCGCCGUCUUCCCUUGCAAGCUUCGAAUCCUUCCUCAGUUCGUUUUUAAUUCUCGAGACCCGAUUGUGGUCGGUGUUAUGGUCGAGGCCGGAAUCGUCCGGGAGGGUACCCCGAUUUGUGUGCCAACCAAAGAGUUCGUAGAAUUGGGAGUGGUAACGAGUAUCGAGAACAACCACAAGCCGGUCGAGAGUGCACGGAAGGGGCAGGAAGUGUGCAUCAAGAUUGAGCCGAUCCCGGGCGAGUCACCGAAAAUGUUCGGCAGGCACUUCGACGAGAAAGACUUUUUGGUCUCCAAAAUAUCCAGACAGAGCAUAGACGCUUGCAAGGAUUAUUUCAGAGAAGACUUGGUCAAGACCGACUGGCAGCUGAUGGUAGAAUUGAAAAAGCAAUUCCAAAUUCUCUAAUCUCCGCCCCGCUCCACCUGCCUCAAAAAAUGAAAUUUCGAAAUUAAUUAUAAUCCACGAUUAUAACAACCACUCAUCUCGCAACUCCCUUUAUAUGUAUUAUACUAUAUAUAUAAAUAAAAAAGUGAAUAUAUAUGUUUCGUACGGAAA
Molecule: messenger RNA, 4188 nt
Organism: Cimex lectularius (bed bug)
Lineage: Eukaryota; Metazoa; Arthropoda; Insecta; Hemiptera; Cimicidae
Gene: eIF5B
Product: eukaryotic translation initiation factor 5B
Exons: 19
Coding region: 412-4038 (1208 amino acids)
Molecular function (GO): GTPase activity; GTP binding; translation initiation factor activity
Source: RefSeq, a predicted model, not a curated record